Aspergillus ibericus CBS 121593 is the source of this 339-nucleotide messenger RNA. RefSeq lists its product as uncharacterized. The transcript has a single exon. NCBI's taxonomy places the organism in Eukaryota, Fungi, Ascomycota, Eurotiomycetes, Eurotiales, Aspergillaceae. The record is from RefSeq and is a predicted model, not a curated record. The coding region runs from base 1 to 339 and encodes 112 amino acids.
AUGGCCCAAUCAACGGCCGGGCCGCUGGCAUGGCAAAUGCACCCUCCACGCCUGCAAAAUGUCCCGUGGGCUGAAGAAUUCCCGGCACCUCGAACCAUGACGGGAGAACACGUUGUUGAGCGCCUGUCCCAGGCAUUCCGGGGAGGAGGGGCUGCCAUGCUAGGGAUUGACUUCCCAGCAGCUCGCAGCUGGCUCGAGGUACCGUACCAGGGGUCUACCGUGCAUUGGUGUGCAGCUGCCCAUUACAUCACAACCCAGAGUCUCUGCAUCAUUGGAAUUCGCGCCCGUCGUCACGGUCGACCGCAUGGCUUGGAGCUCUUCAGCGGUCGACAUAUGUAA